This is a messenger RNA of Carassius gibelio (silver crucian carp), 570 nucleotides long. RefSeq names its product zona pellucida sperm-binding protein 1-like. Gene Ontology annotation, cellular component: egg coat. The transcript has 2 exons. Lineage: Eukaryota; Metazoa; Chordata; Actinopteri; Cypriniformes; Cyprinidae. Gene Ontology annotation, molecular function: structural constituent of egg coat; acrosin binding. Bases 160 to 543 code for a protein of 127 amino acids. The record is from RefSeq and is a predicted model, not a curated record. Gene Ontology annotation, biological process: prevention of polyspermy; binding of sperm to zona pellucida.
ACACUGUUCCUAUUCACAGGAGGACAGCGGAUAUGUGGUGUAUGAAAACCGAAUGACCUCCUCGUAUGAAGUGGGGAUUGGACCAUAUGGUUCUAUCACAAGGGACAGUCAUUUUGAGUAGGUGAUCCAUGUCUUGGUGUGACCAUUAAUCCCUGAUAAAUGCUACAAGCUCGCUGUGUGUCGUCCAGGUUUCUCUUCCAGUGUAGAUAUUCGGGAACUUCUGUGGAAGCUCUGGUUGUGGAGGUCAACUCUGUUCCUCCACCUCCACCAGUAGCUGCUCCUGGACCUCUCAGGGUGGAGCUCAGACUGGCCAAUGGCCAAUGCGUCACCAAAGGCUGUGCUGAAGGGGAUGAGGCCUACACGUCCUAUUACAGUGACUCUGAUUAUCCCAUCACAAAAGUCCUGCGAGAGCCUGUGUAUGUUGAGGUGCACAUUAUGGAGAGGACCGACCCCAACAUUGUCCUGACGCUGGGACGUUGUUGGACGACUUCAACCCCCAGUCCACUCAGUCUCCCCCAGUGGGACCUUCUGAUCGACGGGUGAGUGUACAGCCAAUCUUUAUCCAGUUAG